Molecule: messenger RNA, 1832 nt
Organism: Molossus molossus (Pallas's mastiff bat)
Lineage: Eukaryota; Metazoa; Chordata; Mammalia; Chiroptera; Molossidae
Gene: COL23A1
Product: collagen type XXIII alpha 1 chain
Exons: 29
Coding region: 133-1749 (538 amino acids)
Source: RefSeq, a predicted model, not a curated record
GCCAAGCCGUGCGCCAGGCCGACCUCGUGCGGUGCUUCGGUUCUGUGCCUGCGCCCCGGAGCGCUCAGUCCGCAACCCCAGCUCUGCACCGCCCCCUCGGACAGCACACGCGCGAAGAUCAAAGAUCACGCCAUGAACCCCGGCCAGCGCAACGGCGGCAACACGCAGAAGGGCGGCCGAGCUGGCAGCUGCAGCGGGGGUCGCCCCGCGACGGCAGUAGGGGCUUGGGCGGUGAGCGCGCUGUGCCUGUUGCUUUCCGUGGGCUCAGCGGCCGCCUGUCUGCUGCUGGGCGCCCAGGCGUUGGCGCUGCAGAGCCGGGUGGCAGCGCUCGAGGAGGAGCGGGAGCUGCUGCGGCGCACAGGGACCCCGGGCGCCUUGACUACCUGGGCCGAGCCGCACCUGGAGCGCCUGCUGCGAGAGAAGUUGGAGGGACUAGUCAAGCUCCGGACUGUUCGAGAAGCACCGACUGAAUGUGUCUGCCCGCCAGGGCCCCCUGGACGGCGUGGCAAGCCUGGACGAAGAGGCGAUCCUGGUCCUCCAGGGCAAUCAGGACGAGAUGGCUACCCGGGGCCAUUGGGUCUGGAUGGAAAGCCAGGACUUCCAGGCCCCAAGGGGGAAAAGGGUGCACCGGGAGACUUUGGCCCCCAGGGAGACCAAGGGCAAGAUGGAGCUGCUGGGCCUCCAGGGCCCCCUGGGGCUCGGGGCCCUCCUGGUGACACUGGAAAAGAUGGCCCCAGGGGAGCACCAGGCCCAGCGGGUCCCAAAGGAGAGACUGGACAAGAUGGUGAGAUGGGCCCAAAGGGACCCCCAGGGCCCAAGGGUGAGCCCAGCAUUCCUGGAAAGAAGGGAAAUGAUGGCAUGCCAAGCCAGCCAGGGUUCCCUGGACCUCCAGGGCCCAAGGGCGAGCCAGGGAGCAUGGGGCCUCAAGGAGAGAACGGUGUGGAUGGUGCCCCAGGCCCCAAGGGGGAGCCUGGCCUGCGAGGAGUCAAUGGAGCUGCAGGACUGAGGGGUCCCCAAGGCCUCAAGGGUGAGCAAGGAGACACAGUGGUGAUUGACUACGAUGGCAGGAUCUUGGAUGCCCUUAAGGGUCCUCCUGGCCCACCAGGGCCCCCAGGGCCACCAGGAAUCCCCGGAGCCAAGGGUGAGCUUGGAUUGCCUGGUGCUCCAGGAACCAAUGGAGAGAAGGGCCCCAAAGGACCAAAAGGAGACCCAGGAGAGACUGGGCCAACUGGACCCAAAGGGGAAACAGGCAAAAUGGGCCUGUCUGGCCUCCCAGGUGCCCACGGCCCCAAGGGGGAGAAGGGAGAGCCAGCAUCUGACAACCUACCAGAGAGCCUGGCCCAGAUCAUAGUGGAGCCAGGGCCCCCCGGCCCCCCUGGUCCCCCAGGUCCCAUGGGCCUUCAGGGAAUCCAGGGUCCCAAGGGCUUGGAUGGAGCAAAGGGAGAGAAGGGAGAGUCAGGGGAGAGAGGCCCCAGCGGCCUGCCUGGGCCAGCUGGCCCACUAGGCCUUAUUGGGCUGCCAGGAACCAAAGGAGAAAAGGGCAGACCCGGGGAACCAGGACUAGAUGGUUUCCCUGGACCCCGAGGAGAGAAAGGCGACCAGAGCGAGCGUGGAGAGAAGGGGGAGCGAGGCAUCCCUGGCCGGAAAGGAGUGAAGGGCCAGAAGGGCGAGCCAGGACCACCAGGCCUGGACCAGCCAUGCCCUGUGGGUACUGACGGGCUGCCCGUGCCUGGCUGCUGGCAUAAGUGAUCCUCAGUACCCAGCCACAACCUAUAGAGACCUGUGUGGACAUUUUUAAUUCUUGUAAAAACAAAACAGUAAUAUAUUGACCU